Aspergillus japonicus CBS 114.51 is the source of this 1614-nucleotide messenger RNA. Its product is annotated as MFS general substrate transporter. Gene Ontology annotation, biological process: xenobiotic detoxification by transmembrane export across the plasma membrane. Gene Ontology annotation, molecular function: fluconazole transmembrane transporter activity. The record is from RefSeq and is a predicted model, not a curated record. Bases 1 to 1614 code for a protein of 537 amino acids. Lineage: Eukaryota; Fungi; Ascomycota; Eurotiomycetes; Eurotiales; Aspergillaceae. The transcript is spliced from 2 exons.
AUGCGUACCUAUCUGCGAGAGGUGCCUCUCGGGCAGCUCAUUCGGCUCCUAGGUGGGAAGAGAGUGCUACCAUUUCCCGAGGAGCAAAAUGGGUUCUCCAUUCCCACAUCCAUCAUGUCGGCUGACUGCGAGCCCGGCAACACGGGUGAUAAUGUGUACGCUCUCGAGUCGGCAAGAGUUUCGCGGCCGAUUGUAACCUGGUACAGCGCCGACGACCCGGAGAACCCUAAAAACUGGCCUGGGUGGAAGAAGGCGGUGGUCUACUUGAUCAUUUGCUUCUACGCGGCCAUCUCGCAGGCCUCAGUCUCCAUUUUUACCCCGUCGCAGAUGCUCCUGCCCGCUAUCUUUGACAUCUCCAUUACAGUCUCGUCCCUUGGAUUGGGCCUGUUCGUGUUUGGCUAUGGGGCCGGGGGCCUGUUACUCUCGCCGCUGUCGGAGAUCCCGGUCAUCGGGCGCAAUCCUCCCUACGUGGUCAGCAUCACCUGUUUCACGCUCUUCGCCAUCGGCGCACCUUUGACCAACACCAUUGCGGGCAUCCUGAUCCUGCGGUGGCUGCAAGGAGUCAUGGCGGCGGCCAUCCUGAACACCGGAGGUGCCUCCCUAGCCGAUAUCACCACCAUGUACGAGCUGCCGUACGGCAUGUACUCGUGGGCCGUGUUCGCCUUUGUAGGACCUGCAAUCGGGCCCAUCAUCUCAGGCUUCACAAUCGACGCAGGCUACAGCUGGCGCUUCCCACUCUGGGAAAUCGUCUUCCUGGCGGCUCCCACACUGAUCCUGGUGUUCCUCCUCCCCGAAACCUCCGCCCCCCGCAUCCUGUACGCGCGAGCCCAGCGCCUCCGCCAACUCACGCAGGACCCCGGCCUCCGCUCGCAGUACGAGGUCCAGCGCGAGAAAGAAGAAACAACCGGGAAACGAUCCGCCCUGAAACCUUUGUACUCUGCCCUCAUCAUUCCUUGGAAGAUCCACGCCCUGGACCCCUCGAUCCUCUUCACCACCGUAUACUGCUGUCUCGUCUACUGUUCCUACUACCUCUACUUUGAGGUCUUCCCCUUGGUCUACAUGGACCAGCACGGGAUGUCCGUCAGUCAGAUGGGGCUGGUUUACCUCUGCGUCCCCGUGGGCACCUUUCUGGCCGCGAUCCCCUACUUCGCCUUUAUCCACUGGCAGGUGCACGCCCCCAUGCGCCGCGACGGAACCGUCCCCGAGCCCGAACAUCGCCUCGUCCCCGCGCUGGGCGCCUCGAUCAUCAUCCCCGUGGGCCUGUUCCUGUUCGCGUGGACCGGCCGCAGCGCGCACAUCCACUGGAUCGUGCCGACGGUCGGGGCCAUGUUGGUCGCCGGCGGCAACGCCAUCAUCUUCCAGUCCAUCUACGUCUAUGUCGCCCUUGCCUACCCGCGCUACGCCGCCUCACUGUUCGGGUGCAACGGCUUCAUCCGGGCGACGGUCGCGUGCGGCGCCGUGCUGGUCGCGCAACCGCUUUACAACGGCUUGGGGAUUGCUGGGGGGACCUCUCUGGUGGCCGGGUUGUGUUGUCUGUGCACCCUGGGCAUGUUCGCGCUGUAUCAUUUCGGGGCCGCGUUGCGGGCGCGGAGUCGCUUUACGGCCAAGUCUUGA